Messenger RNA from Cornus florida, 2484 nucleotides. RefSeq names its product protein NETWORKED 4A-like. NCBI's taxonomy places the organism in Eukaryota, Viridiplantae, Streptophyta, Magnoliopsida, Cornales, Cornaceae. The transcript is spliced from 3 exons. Gene Ontology annotation, molecular function: actin binding. Gene Ontology annotation, cellular component: vacuolar membrane. The coding region runs from base 206 to 2233 and encodes 675 amino acids. The record is from RefSeq and is a predicted model, not a curated record.
GUCGUGAGACCAUAACUCUGUGUUUUCUCUAUCGACCUUUUCUUCUUGUCUUCAGAGCUUCUCUCUCUUCCUCGCCUAGCCCUUAUCCGUUUGCUUCUCUCUUCAAUCCUCUGCUCUUCUGCUAUUAUUCCACAACUUUGGUCUCUGAUCUCUCAACUUUCACACUGCAAAUCGAAGGCUAUUUCAGGUCAGUUUAAGUUCUAAUAUGAAGACUGUAGAGUUGAAGACAUCACAUUCACGGUGGUGGGACAGUUACAUUAGUUCCAAUAGUUCUAAAUGGCUUGCAGAAAAUCGUGGGGAGGUGGAUCAGAGUGUUCAACAUAUGCGAAAGUUGAUUGAAGAGGAUGGAGAUUCUUUUGCAAAGAAGGCUGAGAUGUAUUAUGAGAAGAGGCCAGAGUUGGUUGCUCUUGUUGAGGAAUUUUACCGAAUGUAUCAGGCAUUGGCUGAGCGCUAUGAUCUUUUGACUGGAGAAUUACGUAAGAACAUUACAUCUGUAAUCCAAAUGCAGAGUUCUGGCAUUUCUGAUCCCUUCUCUGACCAAGCCUCUCCAUUUCUUACUCCUGAGAACAAGCUGGUUGUGCACAAGUCUGGUGAUCCCUUCUCUGAACAAGGCUCACCAUUUCUAACUGCUGAUCACAGGUUCGUUGGGCACAAGUCUGGUCAUCCCUUCUCUGACCAAGCCUCUCCAUUUUAUACUCCUGAUCACAAGUUGGUCGGGCACAAGUCUGGACAGCAAGCUGUUGGUUUUGAUUUAUCUGUGAAUUCUGGUGGCAGUAGCUCUGAUCUUUCAUUAAAGGGAAGUCCUCAAUCUUCAUCAUCACCAUCAUCAGACUCUGAUUCAGAAUCUUUUAACUCAUCUAUAAACUAUUCCGGACCACCUGUGAACAGUGAUGACAGAGGGCUGCAUGAAAUAUCUGUUGAACAGGAGAUGGAGCUUCCAGGCAUGGAGAAGGUCCAGGUGACCAAGGAAGAGAAGAAAUAUGGCAUGUCAAAAGUAAGGGAAAGUGGGGGCUAUGAAAUGUUGCUUAGGCAAAUCACUGAAUACGAAGAAGAAUUGAGAAUUUCAAAUAAAAAGCUUCAGUUUUCAGAAGAAGAGAUUGUCAGGUUGAAGGAUGAGCUAAAAAAGAAUGAAUCUGUGACUGUGCUAAUGGAUAAUUUACGGGCUCAGCUGGACUCCACACAGAAUGAUAUCACAAUGAGAGAGGCAGACAUUGAAAUGGAAAAAGGAAGGGUGCUAGAUUUACAAAAGCAAGUUGCUGACUUAGAAAAGAAGGUCUCAGACUCCAGUUGCAAGGUUGGGACAUUGGUGGAAGAGCUGAAAUUAACUAGAGAAAAGCUUAAGGAUUCAGAAGAGGAGCUUUCAAAAUUGAAGCAUGGACUUUCCAAUGAAAUCUUUGAAGCGACUCAUAAAUUGCAAGGUCAGCUUGAAUUAGCUCAGAAGGAUGUAACUCUGUUGGAGGCCAAACUUGAUGCAGAGAAAAGACAGGUUUUGGAGCUGGAGGAGAGAAUUUUGAGCUACAUAGCUGAUGUAUCAGACCGUGAUCAAGAGAUCAAGGACUUGAUUGCUGCAUUAGGCGAUACUCGAAUAAACUUCUCUCUAGAGAAAGCAAAUUUCCAAUCUGACAUUUCUAGUUUGUCAGAGCAAAUAGCUCUCUUAUGGGCAAGAAUUGAAGAACAGGAACUGCAAAAACAAUCCUUGGAAAGUGAGCUCAGGCAACAUGAAACUGAUAAAAUGGAAAUGAAAUGUCAGUAUGAAGCCCAAGAGAGAGAUUUGCAGGGUGACAUUGAACGUUUAAAGAACGAACUCUAUGGGAGAGGUGCAUUUGUGGAAACCUUGAAUAAAAAUCUUGACGAACUUAAAUUGAAAUAUGAUAUGCUAAUGGCGGAGAAAGAUGGGAUCAAUGCCAAUUUACAGACACUCAUCGCAGAAAUGAAUUCGCGAGACAAGCAGAUGGAACAACUGGAGGGGAAUCUGCAUCAAAUGCAGGUAAAAUAUGUGGACUUGGUUGCUGGAUCUGAAAGUUCACGGAAGUUAGCAGAUGAACUAAACUUGAAAGUGGUAGAGCUUGAGAAAGAGGUGGAUAGGCAGAGUGUGGUGAUCUCCGAUAGGGCUGAGGAGAAGAAAGAGGCUAUACGGCAGCUAUGCUUUGCAUUGGAGCAUUACAGGAGUGGGUAUAAAGAACUUCGCCAGGCAUUCAUUGGGCACAAGCAGCGUGCAGUUCUGGCAUCGUAAGUUCAUUCAUUCCUACUGAGUUUGGAAAAUUUGUAUCAAAUGUGUGUGAAUCUUGGUGGACCCCUUUACAUAUAUACUAUAGUUGUGGACCUUUAUCGCGUUUCUUUUUAGCUCAUGAUCACAUCAGUUCAGAUGGUGUUAUGCCAGUGCUCAAUCAAUUUGGAUGCUUCUGUAAGCACUAGAUUGUGCAAUUGAUAUAUAAUGUUCUUGAGAGGAACAAAAUAUAAUAGUAGAACUGUAUUUUGAAUUUU